UCUCUGCCUCUUCCCGAUCUGAAAUUAGUUUCACUUUCCAGUUCCUCUUCCCUUUCACAAAGGCGAGCAGUCAGAAACGGGAGAGAGCAUCAGCUGAUGCCUUCCUUGCCCCCACCACCCCCUUGCCUUUUGCAAAGCUCCUUCAGAAUUUACUGGAGGCUGACCAGGAGGAUAUCCGGAGAAUGAAUCAGCUUGGACUCCAUUUUCUCAGAACAGAAGAGAAGCAGAUUGCGGUCCUGAGACCAGCGAGAAAAGCCCUCAACUAAGGGCUAGUAUCCUGGAAGGAAGCCUCUUCCACAUUUGCUCCUGAUCCACAACAGAGAACAAAGUCAGCCCGGACACCGGCUUUCAGGACUGCAGGGAAACAGCCAUCAUGAGGAAACAAAGAUCCAGCGAGAGCACGCUGACCAUCCUUUAUACAACUGGGCAUAUUUUGGUUUUCCUCAUUGAGAAUUUUAACCUCCUGUGUACUGUUUUUACAGUAAUGUGUAAACAUUGAUUUUUAUCUGCUUUUUACUGUACCUUCUGGGUCAAAUUUUUUAUACUGCCUGUAUUUGUUAAAAUAAAGAUUCUCACCUGAUGUUGGUUAAAUAUAUAUAUAUAUAUAUGUGUAUAUAUAUAUAUAUGUACACACAUAUGUAUUUAAAGAAAAUAUGCACAUAUAUAUUCAGAAUGAGAGAAAUUUAUUAUGUGGAAUUGGCUCGCAUGAUUACAGAGGCUGAGACACCCUAUGAUCUGCUGUCUGCAAAUUGUAGUCCCAGGAAAGCCAAUGGUAUUAGCUGCAGUCUAAGUCCAAAGGCCCGAGAGCCAGGAGUGCCGAUGCUCAAAGUCAGCAAGAGUUCUCUGGACAAAAUCCUUCCAAAGCUGAAGUGCCAUUUCACAUGGAACUUAUUUAAGGGAGAAAGUAUCUCACAUGAUCUAGAAGAUAGAGUGUGUAACCAGAUUGAAUUUUUAAAUACUGAGUUCAAAGCUACAAUGUACAACUUGUUGGCCUACGUAAAACACCUUAGAGGCCAAAAUGAGGCAGCCCUGGAAUGCUUAGGGCAAGCUGAAGAGUUGAUCCAGCGAGAGCACAGUGGCCCAGCAGAAAUCAGGAGCCUGGUCACCUGGGGAAACUAUGCCUGGAUCUACUACCACCUGGGCAGACUCUCAGAAGCUCAGACUUAUGCAGACAAGGUGAAACAAGUAUGUGAGAAGUUUUCAAAUCCUUACAGUAUUGAGUGUCCUGAGCUAGACUGUGAAGAAGGGUGGACACGGUUAAAGUGUGGAGAAAGGCAAAAUGAAAGGGCGAAGGUGUGUUUUGAGAAGGCUCUGGAAGAGAAACCUGAUGACCCAGAAUUCUCCUCUGGACUGGCGAUCGCGAUGUACUGUCUGGAUAAAAAACCACAGAACCAGUUCUCAGUCAAGGUUCUGAAACAGGCUAUUGAGUUGAGUCCUAACAAUGAGUAUAUCAAAGUUCUCUUGGCCCUGAAAUUGCAGAAGAUGAAUGAAAAGGCUGAAGGGGAGCAGUUGGUUGCAGAGGCCCUGGAGAAAGCACCUUGCCAAACAGAUGUCCUUUGCAGUGCAGCCAAAUUUUACAAAAGAAAAGGUGAUUUAGACAAAGCUAUUGAACUGUUUUUAAAGGCACUGGAAUCCUUACCAAACAAUGGCUACCUUCAUUACCAGAUCGCGUAUUGCUAUAAGGCAAAAGUCAAACAGAUUCAGAAUACAGGAGAAUUGGAAACAAGUGGGCAUAGAGAAAAAAUUGAAGGACUAAGAAAAUGUGCUGUGGGUUAUUUGACUAAAGCUAUUGAAAAGGGCCUAGAUCCUCUGAGUGUACAUCCUGAUCUCAUUGGGCUCUUGGAAACAGAAGAAAAUCGUCAGAUAGUAAUAGAUAGUAAGGAGCUCCCUAGCACUGAGAGGCAACAACUCUAUCAGCGCUCUUCCAUCUUUCGGGAAUACUGUGAGAAGUCGGAAGACACUGCUGUCCAACAUUAUUCAGAGGGUUUGCCCAUAACCACAGUAUCAACUGAGAAGGAAAAGAUGAAAUACCAACUACAGAACAUAGGUGAAAAUCAGCUUCCACGAAAUGCACCAAAUUCUUGGUAUCUCCAAGGAUUAAUCCACAAGCUGAAUGGAGAUCUGCUACAAGCAGCCAAAUGUUAUGAGAAGGCAUUGGGCCAUGUACUAAGGAACAGCCCAUCAGGCAUAGGCAGCCUUUUCCUGUCAGCGUCUGAGCUUGAAGAAGGCAGUGAGGAAAUGGGUCAGGAUGCAGAGCUCUGCUCUCGGAGAACUCCCUGAACCCUGAGCUGAAACUGAGAGGAGGGAAAUGAACUGUCAGGGAGCCUGGAAUGGUGGUCAUGCUGGGGAGGUGGGUUGGAAGGCAGAAGUUCCCCUAUCUGAUCUCAUUGAACAAAGUAGUCGUGCUUACUGCUUUAAGGAACAUUUUAGAGAGUUGUUUUCUCAUAUCUGGCUCCUUUGUCCAUACCAGCCACACAGAGUUCUCUAGUCUGUAGGUCUUAUAACAAAUCACUAGUAGAAGUACUGCUUCCAGCCUGCAUGAUACUGAUUAGUUCUCAGUUUGCAUUCAGUUCACCAGAUAUUCCCUAUUUCUGCCCUUCUUGCCAAGGAUCAUAAGAGGUGACAGUCUACCAAGAAUCUCAUGUCCUUUACCCCAUUACUAUCUAGACUUCUGGGCCUCUUGGGAGACUAGCUUUUGACUAACCCUGGAAUAUUCCUUAUGUCCUGCCCUUGGCUUUAGCCAUGUAUUUAUAUGUAUUCUUGAUAGUGAUACUACCAUAAACAUGUAUUCUUGAUAGUAAUGCUACAAUAAAUUUAAAAAUGUCAACUCAGGAUA
Manis javanica (Malayan pangolin) is the source of this 2836-nucleotide messenger RNA. The record is from RefSeq and is a predicted model, not a curated record. Lineage: Eukaryota; Metazoa; Chordata; Mammalia; Pholidota; Manidae.